AUGGACACUAUCACCUCGACAGCCAGGUCUCUCAAGCCGGAGAUGCGAGCUCCUCGCAUGUCGCAUCUUCAGAGCUCGAACGAAGGACCUGCAGACAUCAUAGCAAAGGUCUCCGGCUACUCUUCUGGAGGCAUCCGCGCAGAUGACAGUCCAUACUUCACCAACGAUGAUGGCAUUCCACUUCCGGACCCAGCACAUUCCAAGACGAUCGGCGGCAUACCAGUGGCCAGCGAUGUUCAUCUCUUCCAGAAACAACAGCGCUUCAACAGGUCGAAACUUCUUGAACGCAUGGUACACCCAUGCGGAUCUGGAGCGUUCGGCUUUUUUGAAGUGACUUCCGAUGUGUCCGACUUGACGAAAGCAGACUUUCUGCAGCGUGUGGGCGAGAAGACUCCAAUUUUUAUUCGGUUUUCGACUGUCACUCUGGGUCGAGAGUUUCCGGACGAGGGACGCAACCCACGCGGCUUCGCUAUCAAGCACUAUACGAAAGAAGGGAACUACGAUCUCGUGGGCUUGAAUUUCCCAGUAUUCUUUUGCCGUGACCCCAUUCAAGGUCCCGAUGUCAUCCGCAGUCAAGCCCGGCGACCAGACAACUUUCUUCUCGAUCGCGACGCCACUUUCGACCUGCUCGCCCUCACUCCGGAAGCCAACCAUGCUGGCAUGAUGUUCUUCUCCGACCAUGGUACGCCUGAUGGAUGGACGAACCUGCAUGGUUAUGGUUGUCACACAUUCAAGUGGGUGAACAAACAGGGAGAGUUUGUCUACAUCAAGUAUCACUUCAUCGCAAAGCAUGGGCGCAAGGACUUCACGUACCCAGAGUCGAUACGCAUAUCUGGAGAAAAUCCCGACUACAGCAAGGAGCAGCUGUGGGAGUUGCUCGAGCGCGGCGAGCAAGUGGAAUGGACGUGCAAAGUUCAAGUCAUGAAGCCAGAGGAGGCAGACGCCGAGAAAUUGGGCUUUGACCCAUUCGAUGUAACAAAGAUCUGGCCCCGGGACCAGUUCCCGUUGCAAGAAUAUGGUCGCUACGUGCUCAACAAGAACCCAGAAAACUUCCAUCGCGAUGUUGAGCAGGCGGCAUUCUCUCCUGGAGCCAUGGUACCAGGCGUGGAGGACUCGCCGGAUCCAUUGUUGCAAUUCCGCAUGUUCUUCUACCGAGACGCCCAGUACCACCGCAUCGGACCAAACUACCACCAGGUCCCCACCAACUGCCCCUUCAUGUCCGGCUCCUACGCCAGCUUGAACUUUGACGGACAAUUGCGUGUUGAUGGCAACCAUUCUGGCAACAAACAAUACGCGCCCAACUCACUCGGCGGUGAUCGCUUCAGACCGGACGUUGCUGAAGCUCCCUACAAGGUCUCGGACAACGUCGUCUCUCGCAAGAGCCACUACUACCACGAAGGCAAGAUGAGCGACUACGAUCAGCCUCGCGAGCUGUACCGCCGCGUCAUGUCCGACCAAGAUCGCGAGAACCUGCACUACAACACUGCGGUAGACUUGUCCAAAGUCAACUACUCGAUCAUUCAGAAGAAGUACCUCGCUCAGCUGUACAACAUCGCUCCAGAGUACGCGCAGGCCGUGUAUGAGAAAUUGAAGUUCAAGCAUGAGGGGCAGGAAUUCCAGUUUUCGGAGGUGGAGAAAUUGGCGCCAGAGGCACCAACGUGGUUCAGAGAGCCCAAGUUCCAGCCAACCGAUGGAACGAGAUUGACGGGCUUCGCACCUAGUGCGCCUUUCUACAACUAG
Messenger RNA from Cercospora beticola, 1740 nucleotides. RefSeq names its product catalase. The record is from RefSeq and is a predicted model, not a curated record. Gene Ontology annotation, molecular function: heme binding; catalase activity. Gene Ontology annotation, biological process: hydrogen peroxide catabolic process; response to hydrogen peroxide. Lineage: Eukaryota; Fungi; Ascomycota; Dothideomycetes; Mycosphaerellales; Mycosphaerellaceae. Gene Ontology annotation, cellular component: mitochondrion; cytoplasm; peroxisome.